AUGGGAUCUCAAGACUCUUCCUGGACUCCGCACACUGUGCUGUCAACCCUCCCGCACCCGCCGGAAGAGAACGCGACAACUCCGAUUCCCUUCUUUCACUUGAUCGAGCGCCUCAAGACGACCAAGCGCGAAGGCUGGCGCCGCUUUGGUAUCAAUGGCGAGUCGAUCUCGGACCACAUGUACCGCAUGUCGAUCAUGACGAUGUUUGCCCCGCAAGAGCUGGCCUCCAAGCUCAACAUCCCCCACUGCACCAAGAUGGCGCUCAUCCACGAUAUGGCCGAGUCCCUUGUCGGCGAUAUCACCCCGGUCGAUCUGCACAUCACCAAGGCGGAGAAAGCUCGUCGCGAAGCUGAUACCAUGGACUAUAUCGUCACCACCCUGCUGGGCAGUGUUCCUGGCGCGGCAUUGUCCGCCCAGGAUGUCAGGAACAUUUUCCAGGAAUACGAGGAUAACGUUACACUUGAGGCCCAGUUCGUCCACGAUAUCGACAAGAUGGAGCUUCUGCUCCAAAUGGUCGAGUACGAGCGCACCCACAAGGUCGAUCUUUCCGAGUUCGAGCGUGUUGCUGGUCGUGUCCAGUUGCCUGAGAUCAAAGUCUGGGCUGAGCAGGUUGUCAAGGAGCGCCCGAAUCUGAAGUAA
Penicillium maclennaniae is the source of this 639-nucleotide messenger RNA. RefSeq names its product HD domain-containing protein. NCBI's taxonomy places the organism in Eukaryota, Fungi, Ascomycota, Eurotiomycetes, Eurotiales, Aspergillaceae. The transcript is spliced from 2 exons. Gene Ontology annotation, cellular component: cytoplasm. Gene Ontology annotation, molecular function: 5'-deoxynucleotidase activity. The record is from RefSeq and is a predicted model, not a curated record. The coding region runs from base 1 to 639 and encodes 212 amino acids.